Asterias rubens (European starfish) is the source of this 1873-nucleotide messenger RNA. Its product is annotated as glycoprotein 3-alpha-L-fucosyltransferase A-like. Gene Ontology annotation, cellular component: membrane. Lineage: Eukaryota; Metazoa; Echinodermata; Asteroidea; Forcipulatida; Asteriidae. The coding region runs from base 103 to 1392 and encodes 429 amino acids. Gene Ontology annotation, molecular function: alpha-(1->3)-fucosyltransferase activity. The transcript is spliced from 3 exons. The record is from RefSeq and is a predicted model, not a curated record.
AUUGAAUAUUUCCAACUGAAUCUUUCUUGAGGGACUUCGGAGCUGUUAUUUUUAGUCAUUUACUACAUACCAGAAUUGGUACUUUGUGGCAGCAAGCUCAGAAUGGCGAAGGCAAGAGACAUCUUCUUGGGCGUUAUAAGCGUUGGUCUGAUUGUUCAAGGAUGUUACUUAUUGACGAUGUUACCAAGCGUCUACAAACAUGUUAAGAACAUUGUUCACAUUACAAACAAUCUCACUCGUGUGAACGAUAGACCACCUAUCAUGAGAAGAUUCCGCAGCAAAUUGCCCACCAAUACAAAUAUGACUAAAUUACGUACUAGCGAUCAAACCACUGGCAAGAAAAUAUCAUCAACCUCGUCUACAGAGGGCCAAUGUCACUACAUGGUUCAAGUGCACGACACAGAUGAACAAAUUAAGAAAUUGAACAGAAUAUCUCAAACCAACAUACUCUGUGAUAAUCACUGCAACAUUGAGCUUAUAGUCGCCAAUGAAAACAACAAGUUUAAAGGAAUGGAUGCAGUUGUCUUCCAUAUAGCGAAAAGCCGAAUUCCAAAACCCCUCCCUGCACCAGCAAACCCCAAACAGACGUGGAUAUAUUUCUCGAUGGAAUCCCCGAUUUCAAACGCACGGGAAAGAGGUUUCCCAAUCAACCGCCUACCCGUUCACGCAACCUGGACAUACCAGAGGGGCUCCGACAUAAGUGUCCCGUAUGGAAUUUACCGAACAGGGAUGCCCGUGACUAAUCGGACAAAAUCACCCGAAGAAUGGGUUGAAGGAAAAAGCAAACUGAUUGCAUGGAUGGCCAGUAACUGUCACCGCACUUCCUGGCCAAGGACUGCCUUUGUACAAGCACUGAAUAAGGUUAUCCACGUCGAUAUGUACGGAGGAUGCGGAAACCUAAAAUGCCCACGAAUAAAGAAAUGUGACGAUGACUUGUUGAGGCAAUAUAAGUUCUAUCUGUCACUAGAGAAUGCAGAGUGCGGUGACUACAUCACGGAGAAACUCUGGGUUAAAGCGCUCCAGCGAGGGGUCGUCCCGAUCGUCAAUGGUCCCACGAGAAAAGUUUACGAAGAAUUUGCACCGCCCGACUCCUUCAUUUACGUCGGUGACUACAAGAACUUGCAAGAACUAGCGGAUUACCUAAGACUGUUGGACUCUAAACCCGAAUUGUAUGCCCAGUAUUUCGAAUGGCGGUACAAGGGUUCCGUUCGAUAUUGGAAUGCACACGAUCCUUCCGUCUGGUGCGAUCAAGUUAUACCGAUAAUAGAGAAAGUUAAACGGGGAGAGUUGAAGAGAGUACCGGUUGGAAACAGCCAAUUCGCAAGAUCGUGUAGGCCUCCUAACAAAGGUCGAUCAGUUUCAACUUACGGUGUAAAAUGGGUACCUUGGUAAACUAAAAUCAAAAGCAACAAGGGAAACUUUGAAGUUCAAAACAGUUUUUUAAAGCAAGGUAAUUGAUUGGUUGCUAUCAACGGAAUGAUGAUUUAAAGGCGAAGUUAUCACAAACAAAGAGUAACAACGAAAAAAAGUUGCAUAAUUUGGUCGGUAUUCUGCAUGACGUUGAAAUCUUGAAUGUAGCUGUCAAAAUACAAAAUUACAAAGUAUUUAUUUUUAAAUUGUCAUGGAUUUCUAGAAUAGUCGAGUAAAUUCUUGACAACAUCAAAACAAAGUGAGAUUAAUAUAAUAAUAACGUUAUGUUAUUACUUUUUGUAUUACAAUAACAACAAUUUAGAUUUGGGUGAUGACUUGAGCUAGUUUAAUUCUCAUCAUUAAGAAAGUGUUGGGUGACUAAACUCCUUUCUCAUUAAAGGCACUUGACACUAUUGGUAGCCACUGUUUUUAGUUAGCAUUAUAUAUUUUUUGUUAACAAUCA